Molecule: messenger RNA, 510 nt
Organism: Symbiodinium necroappetens
Lineage: Eukaryota; Dinophyceae; Suessiales; Symbiodiniaceae
Source: the annotation of a GenBank genome assembly
AUGGAGUUUAGCUUCCCCUCCCUGAUUUCGCUGUUCUUCAUUUCGCUGUGCUUGGUGUCGAAGCUGGUGGUAUGCUUACAAUGCUACUUGAGCCGAUUGCAAGAACGAGAUGUGACAUCAUUGACAACGGCACCGCCAGCGGAUCCGUUGGAUCUGGAGCAGGAGAAGUGCGGCACAUCCGAGGCAUGCAGAGUUUGGGCUUCCAGCAAAAUCACUUCAACCGAGCCACGAAUUCUUGAGGUCCACCGCAUUCUUGUGACCGGGACCGAGGUGAAGUGGUGCAAGGUGGGUCAGCCAGAGCAGAAGCAGACUGCGCCUCGUGUCCAGGCGGACACCCAGCCCUGUGCGUGCUGCUUGGACGACUUUCAUGCCGACAGUCAGGUCGCCUUUCUUCCCUGCGGUCACAUGUUCCAUGAACCAUGUAUUGCACGGUGGUCUGUCUCUGGGUCAGUGGGUUCUGGCAACACAACCUGCCCAGUGUGCCGAACUUCGUUCCAUGCCGACGUUUGA